This is a messenger RNA of Fusarium keratoplasticum, 348 nucleotides long. Its product is annotated as DASH complex subunit DAD1. Gene Ontology annotation, cellular component: mitotic spindle; DASH complex; spindle microtubule. Lineage: Eukaryota; Fungi; Ascomycota; Sordariomycetes; Hypocreales; Nectriaceae. The record is from RefSeq and is a predicted model, not a curated record. Bases 37 to 348 code for a protein of 103 amino acids. The transcript has 3 exons.
CAAAGACGCGACAACCUUUCAACGACGACUUUGACGAUGGCUUCCAAUCCGAGGUCUACCUCCGCAAUGGGCGGACAUGAAAAGACGUACUUUGAGCAGCAGCGAGAGGCCCUCAUCAGCGAGAUUGCCAUGAGCUUUGAGCAUGUGCUCGCCAACAUCAACAAGCUGAACCGAUCCCUCGAGGCUGUUAUUGCGGUCGGCAACGAAUUCUCGUCGGUCGAGGCGCUGUGGUCGCAAUUCGAAAACGUCAUGGACAAGGAGGGCGAAGGUGAAGGCGAUGGAGAAGCAAAACAGAAUCAGGAGGACUCGGAGGAAGAGCACGAGACAAAGAAGAAUCAAGAGGCGUGA